Molecule: messenger RNA, 688 nt
Organism: Dioscorea cayenensis subsp. rotundata (Guinea yam)
Lineage: Eukaryota; Viridiplantae; Streptophyta; Magnoliopsida; Dioscoreales; Dioscoreaceae
Product: protein disulfide isomerase-like 2-3
Exons: 3
Coding region: 241-504 (87 amino acids)
Biological process (GO): response to endoplasmic reticulum stress
Cellular component (GO): endoplasmic reticulum lumen
Molecular function (GO): protein disulfide isomerase activity; protein-disulfide reductase activity
Source: RefSeq, a predicted model, not a curated record
ACAAAAACCCCGAAAACCAAAAUCCAAAACCAUCGUCGUCGUCGCGUCUCCCUCUCGAUCAGCAGCAAGUGAUCCCUCGAUCUCGAUCCACCGGGGAGCAAUGCGGCGAAUCCUUCUCCUCCUCGUCGUUGUGCUCGUCCUCAUCGCUUCUCCCGCUAGGGCACUCUAUUCAGCAUCCUCCCCCGUUCUCCAACUCAAUCCCUCCAAUUUCAAAUCCAAGGUGUUGAAUAAUGAAUUCGAAUGGAGUUUGUGCUUGUUGAGUUCUUUGCACCAUGGUGUGGGUACUGUCAGGUUCUGACGCCCACUUGGGAGAGGGCUGCCACCGUCUUGAAAGGGGUCGUCACCGUCGCCGCCCUUGAUGCCGAUGCUCACAAGUCUCUCGCUCAGGAGUAUGGAAUUAAAGGAUUUCCCACAAUAAAGGUGUUUUCACCUAGAAAGCCACCAGUAGAUUAUCAAGGAGCAAGGGAUGUCAAGGCUAUUGCUGAGUUUGCUUAUCGUCUUUAAGCAUUUGGUUGCUUUUAAAGUUGAUCAAGUAUAAUUGAGUUUCAAUUCUGGUUGUCUCUGGUUGCUAGUUUCUGUUAUGAAAUUAGUUUAUUCUUGGGUUUGUUAGACCAUCCUUCAACCCGAAUAACCAGCUGACUUUGAAUCAGUUCAAUGGACCAGAGUUAUGAAAUAUUGAUUUUGAGUA